CUCGACGUUUCUGUUGGCUCUCACGCCAUGGGAAGGAUAAAAAUUGAGCUCUUCAAGCAUAUUAUGCCGAAAUGCGCGGAAAAUUUUAGACAAUUCUGCACGGGAGAACACAAGAUGAACUCGGUGCCCGUUGGCUACAAGAACGCCAAGUUUCAUAGGGUCCUAAAAGGCUUUAUGGUCCAUGGCGGCGACUUUGUGAAGGGGGACGGAACGGGCAGCAUGAGCAUUUACGGCAGCAGCUUCCCUCUCGAGGCCCCUCCCUGCGCGGAGUCGCUUCAGGGUCUCAGCGGACCAGCAGCAGCCGCAGCAGCAGCAAAAGCGGUUGCUGCUGGCUCUGUGCCGCACUUCCGAGCAGGUUUACUUUGUAUGGCCAACAGUGCCGCUGCCAGCGGCAAGCAGCAGGAGCAGGAGAAAGACCCAAAGCAGCAGCAGAGAGGAGGCACGAACGGCUGCCAGUUCUUCAUCACCUGUGGCUCUUGCCUUUGGUUGGACGGCCGCAAUGACGUCUUCGGGCAGGUUAUUGGCAGGGACUCGCACCAGGUUUUAAGAAAGAUUGAACACGUGUCUACUGAUGCCCAGGGCAAGCCGCGUGUAGACAUCACCAUCACUGAAUGUGGCGAGCUGUAG
Messenger RNA from Cyclospora cayetanensis, 627 nucleotides. Its product is annotated as peptidyl-prolyl cis-trans isomerase H. Gene Ontology annotation, molecular function: peptidyl-prolyl cis-trans isomerase activity. NCBI's taxonomy places the organism in Eukaryota, Apicomplexa, Conoidasida, Eucoccidiorida, Eimeriidae. The annotation marks the transcript as partial. The record is from RefSeq and is a predicted model, not a curated record. Gene Ontology annotation, cellular component: intracellular membrane-bounded organelle. The transcript has 4 exons. Gene Ontology annotation, biological process: protein peptidyl-prolyl isomerization.